Parathielavia appendiculata is the source of this 836-nucleotide messenger RNA. RefSeq lists its product as uncharacterized. The record is from RefSeq and is a predicted model, not a curated record. Lineage: Eukaryota; Fungi; Ascomycota; Sordariomycetes; Sordariales; Chaetomiaceae. The transcript has 2 exons. Bases 205 to 744 code for a protein of 179 amino acids.
GCUCAUCUCGGAUUGGGCCACGGCGUUGUUUACAUCCUUUGAUCGGGCUCAGCGACGGGACCGAAAGGGGUGGGCGGAGAGGUUCCAGUGCAGUGAUGCCCAGAUGGCAAACAUCAGUCGUUCCUUUCUUUAAAUUUCAAGGGGCUAGAAGCCUCGAUUUGGCUGUGUGGAAUUAAUAUCCUUUAGGCUGGAGCUGGGCGGCACAUGACAAAAACAGGCUCGAGAGCAACAAUACUAAGGGGUUCAGGGAUAACAAUACUAAGCAUGCGGCACAUGACAAGAACAGGUUCGGGAGCAACAAUACUAAGGGGUUCAGGGGUAACAAUACUAAGCCAACGCCAUCGCGUUCUUAUCUCAACGCUUCACCUGCCCCAUCAAUGCCCUCACAGGUCCUUUGGCGUGUUUGUUUGUCAAACCUCCAAGGCGACGGCCGUCAAAGAAUACGACGGCGUCGAGAACGCUUCCGAUUAUCCUCGGCCUGGUGAAACUGGCGAGGGCAGCAGUGAGUCCUCGUCGAAGCACCAUCCAAGGAUGCCCUCAAUACCCUCGAGGAAAAGUAUAAGAAACCUCAUCUCCUUCGAGCCAGAGUCGGUCUCUUCCCUCUCCACACCAGCACUCCAACGCAGCCUCACAGAACAACUUCAGCUUUUCCAAAGCAAAACCCAGAAUUCAUCAACAUGCCUUCCACUCAAACUCAGGUUCCCCAGACCAACUUCAACUCCUACUGCGUUGUCAUGUAAAUGACAACCGGGAAAUCCCGGUGCAAGCGGCCGCACGAGCGACUCUCCUGCAUCCCAUCAUCACAAGCGGGUCCUCUCUGACCUCUUUGACAAUCG